AUGUUUCCAAAUUCGAUAAUACGGGAUCUUGUGGUACCCAAAAACUGCGUUUUGGAAGAAGGACCAAGCGGUGGCACUAUGACAAAUGGACUCAACUCAGUUUCUGCGACGUCCUGUAAAUGUGUUGGGGAAUUAAUAAGCAGGAUUAUCGAUCUGCGUCGUGCUAGAUCUUCUCAAGAUGGCAGCUACUCAUCCACCAAUAAUAAUGAGAUAGAAUGGGCUAAGCUUUUUAUGGAAUUUAUUCUGGGUACCGCUUACUCCCACUCAGACGAUAUGAUUUGGUAUGUGUAUAUGUCUAAGAUGAAUUCUUCAUUUUAUUUAGGCCACUCGACUCUUAAAACGUUCUUACGUUUUGUCCAUGGUGCACUGCCUGAAAUCAAAUUGAGUCCAAGUUUGGUGCAAGUAUUUCGGCGUUCCAGUAGAAAUCAACCAAGUCCUUGUGAUCAAGCCUACAGCUGGGAAGAAACAGUCUGUUUAAAUCUUGUUUUGCAACAGGUGGAGGUGGAUUUUUUUGUGACUUGUGCUGUUUGUACAAAAACGAGCCCGCAAAAUCUACAGAUUAUUCGAAAAAAUUGUCAGAAGGUAUAUCCAUCUCCCAGUAGAAGACGGAUGGACAGUAAAGGAAGUAGCGAGGAAAUUACUUACCCGAAACUCUACUUUGCCAUUGAUGGAUUUGAGGAAGUUUGUCCUAAUUAUCUAUGGCGAUACUUUAGUACUAACUAGAG
Molecule: messenger RNA, 725 nt
Organism: Strongylus vulgaris
Lineage: Eukaryota; Metazoa; Nematoda; Chromadorea; Rhabditida; Strongylidae
Source: the annotation of a GenBank genome assembly